CGGGGAGGAGAAGGGGAGCGCACAUCGCUGGGCCGUUCCGGCGGAGGCGGUGCACCGUCGGUAUGCAACGGUUGCUCCUUCCGUCCCUGAAGGCCUUCACGGGGAGCCGCAGUGUCGGGCUCCUAGUCCCUAGGGCGGCAUCCAGAGCACAGUGUGGUUGCAGCUUUGGCAGCAGGCAUCCUCUGAGGCCAGGGCAAUAUGGCACCGUCACUGAAGUGGCUUUGCAAUCCGGAAAAGGUGCAGUGCUCCUUCCCUCGAAGGCAGCCGAGCAGGCAGUGGGCCGAUGGCUCCUGGUCUGCAGCGGAACCGUCGCUGGAGCCGUUAUUCUCGGAGGAGUAACUCGGCUGACGGAGUCUGGCCUCUCAAUGGUAGACUGGCAUUUAAUAAAGGAGAUGAAGCCACCCACAAGCCAGGAAGAAUGGGAAGCAGAAUUCCAGAAAUACCAGCAAUUUCCAGAAUUUAAAAUCCUGAAUCAUGACAUGACACUGGCAGAAUUCAAGUUCAUCUGGUACAUGGAAUACUCGCACCGAAUGUGGGGCCGAGCUGUAGGCCUUGCAUACAUCCUGCCCGCUGCCUACUUCUGGAGAAAGGGUUGGCUCAGCCGUGGCAUGAAAGGACGUGUUCUUGCCCUCUGUGGCUUAGUCUGUUUCCAGGGUCUCUUGGGUUGGUAUAUGGUGAAAAGUGGGCUAGAAGAAAAACCAGAGUCCUAUGAUAUUCCUCGGGUCAGUCAGUACCGCCUCGCAGCCCACCUGGGGUCAGCACUUGUUCUUUACUGUGCCAGCCUGUGGACCUCACUGUCCCUGCUGCUCCCUCAGCACAAGUUACCUGAAACCCGACAGCUGCUGUGGCUGAGACGCUUUGCUGGAGGCACAGCAGGCCUGGUGUUCCUUACGGCUCUCUCAGGGGCUUUUGUGGCAGGGCUGGAUGCUGGGCUUGUUUACAACUCCUUCCCCAAAAUGGGAGACUCUUGGAUCCCAGAAGAUCUCCUUACCUUCUCUCCCAUCCUGAAGAAUGUCUUUGAGAAUCCCACCAUGGUACAGUUUGAUCACCGGCUUCUGGGCAUCACGUCAGUCACUGCCAUUACAGUGCUCUAUUUCCUGUCUCGGAGAAUCCCCCUUCCUCGAAGGACCAAGAUGGCAGCAGUGACUCUGCUCGCUUUGGCAUAUGCACAGGUCACCUUGGGCAUUAGCACUCUGCUUAUGUAUGUUCCAACUCCUCUGGCUGCCACACACCAGUCAGGCUCCUUGGCACUGCUCAGUGGUGCCCUUUGGCUCAUGAAUGAACUCCGAAGAGUCCCAAAAUAAUUCUGAGAAUCACUCGCUAGGACUGAAACUAUCUUGGUAAUUUAUCAGCAAGCACAGGAACUUAGAAGGGUGGCCUUGACAUGCCACAUGGCUUACACAUUGGUCAUGUCUCUCAAGACUGUUAGGAAAUGGACACCGGAUCAAGAAUGUCACUAAGGUGUCCUUACACCAGAGAUUUCCUUUAAAAUCUGCUGUAGAAGUAAGUGUCCAUCAUUUGCUGCUGCUUACUAGGCAGUCUGGCUUUUCUUAGUGUUAGGAAGAUCUUGGAUUUCCGUGUCCUUGUGCUGCAGAAUCCUGUCCACUAAUCAGGCUGGUGGUGACAGUGACAGACCCAAGAACGGGUGGACCAGCCGACAGGUAACUGAAUGUUGGUCUGUGAUCAGCAUCUAGCGUUAUAUCUUCUUAAGCACCUAGUGAGCUAGAUUUUGAAGUGAAGAUCCUCUUUUGUGUGUGUGUGUGUGUUUGUGUUAACAUAAGCCAUGUAUGUACAUAAUACCAUGGUGGCCAGGGAAAGUGCUGGGUCCCUUAGAGCUGGAGUUAUAGGCAAUUGUAAGCUGCCCGACAUGGGUGCUGGUAACCAAACACAGGUCCUCGGGAAGAGCAGCAAGCACUCCUACUAGCUGAACCACCUCUCUAGUCUUGGAGUGAAUAGUAUUAAAAUUAAUUGUUAGUCGGGCAAUGGUGGCACAUACCUUUAAUCCCAGCACUUGGGAGGCAGAGGCAGGUGGAUCUCUGUGAUUUUGAAGCCAGCCUGGCCUACAGUGAGUUCUAGGACAGCCAGGAUUGUUACACAGAGCAACCCUGUCUCGAAUAUACACCCUGCAAAAAAAAAAAACAACAAAAAAACAAAAAAAAAAAAAACCCUUAAAUGUUUACAAUUUCUAGUUUUUAAAAAUGACAUGGAGGCUUAGUAUGUCUGGUCUGAAGUUGCCCAUUUGCAGUUUCUGAACCAGAUGACCAGUCUUUCCGCUCUAGUACUCUGAGUCUGUGUCCUAUAGGGCGCGCCCUCAGCUGUUCUUAGUGUUUUAUUUCCUAGUCCAGUCCCUCGGGGCUUGUGCUGUUGCACGGGAGAGGUUCCCUCGAUCUCAGAACUCAAGACUCGUCUUAGACCCACUCAAUCCAAGCCCUUGGAACAGGAGUGUGGUGGGUUUCUGAGACAGGGUUUCUCUGUGUAGCCUGGUUUUAUAGUCAUUCUGAGCCCAGGGCAUCCCAAGUCAGCUCAGGCUUCGGGUGUUUACUUCACUUUUCUUUGAUCACAGUCUGGAAACAGAGCUGGUGUUUAGCUGUUUAACUGCACUGUGCUCUCUGCACUCCUGGUCAACAAGAUCAUCUUAGCUCUUUUUGUGUUUGUGUAAUUUGCUGUCAGAUACAAAUACUGAAUGAACUGGUGGAAAAUAAUAGUACUGAAUUUACGUUCCAAAUGUCUGUUUCAGAAAAAGCCAUUGCACACUUCAAGGAUCAAAUAAAUUUCCUUUAAUGUUUUCAA
This is a messenger RNA of Chionomys nivalis (European snow vole), 2790 nucleotides long. RefSeq names its product cytochrome c oxidase assembly protein COX15 homolog (gene Cox15). The transcript has 9 exons. Gene Ontology annotation, cellular component: mitochondrial inner membrane. Lineage: Eukaryota; Metazoa; Chordata; Mammalia; Rodentia; Cricetidae. Bases 63 to 1304 code for a protein of 413 amino acids. The record is from RefSeq and is a predicted model, not a curated record. Gene Ontology annotation, biological process: heme A biosynthetic process. Gene Ontology annotation, molecular function: oxidoreductase activity, acting on NAD(P)H, heme protein as acceptor.